AUGGUGCUGAUGCUGUACGGCACCGCCGCCAUGCUGCCUCCCCCGGUCGAGGAGUCCAGAAGGAUCGUGUAUGCUGUUAUAGCAUCCGUCGCUAUGUUCGAGUUACUCAUAAGCUGUCUCCUCAUCUAUGGAGUGUUUGGGAGGAAGCCGUCCCUCAUCCUUCCGUGGCUGAUCUCCUGCUACGUGUUGGUUCUAUCCCUAGUGUCUCUUUCCGUGUUGGGGACGGUCCUCAUCGUGCUCCAGUUCAUCCAGAGUCAAGAAUCAAUCAAGGAAGUCAGCACCAUGGUAGCUUUCUACUUCGCGAAAGCCAUAACCAUAAUUUGUCUUAUAAGUGUGGCGUCUGGAGGUGACAUCAGCGGAGAUGUAAAGCAUGAAGAACAAAAUACAACCACGUUAUAUCCUAUCGAAGGUCUUCCUAAUUAUUUAAAACGUGGAGAAAAAAACAUUCAUAAUAAUAGCGAGACACAAGAAGUGCCAGAAACUAGAGCUACUUCAAGCUUAAAUAAUUGUGUUGAUGACAUGGAAGUUAUGGAACCAAAAAAAAUAAACAAUGAUAAGACUGUUACGAAGUUAAAUGAUAGUAAAGAUGAUGGAUAUGAUGAAGUGAUCUCGAAUAAAGAAGAAAACAAACAUGCAACAAAUAAAGAAAGAACGGCGUGGAAAAUCAACGCGACCUACGCUCCAUCUUCCAAAGAUGAUGAAAGUUAUCAAACUAAAGAGAUUUUGAAAGAUUUCAAACCCAGUCCUCACCUCGGAAGUUUUUAUGAUGGAGACAGUCUCUUCUCUCCUCCUCAGAUAAAUAAAGAAUCAUUUAAACCUUACUCGCCUCCACAGUUUACAAGUUUCGAAAAAGAUUUCUAUAAACUUAAUUACAAACCUCCUCUUGACUCGUACCAAAGACCAGUAGACAAUCCAUACCCAUUUGAGGACGUGGUGCCAAGAACUGAACAUAUAAAGUUUGACACUGGCCUAGAGGUCAGACCGACCGUACAAGCGCCCGUGAAUAUUCCCGCGGGAGGGUUGUACAAACUCCCGGAGACUUUUCAAGGGAAACCUAACUCUGAUAGCGGCAGACAAGACUACGGCCUGCAGUUUAAAGAACAGAAAGAAACCUCUGUUAAGAAUCGUGCAAAUCCCUGGAAAGGUUUGCUACACUUGGUGACGUCUCUUCUGCCAGUUGGUCUCAUAGUAUCAGCCCUCACGCCACAAGUCAUCACGCUGGAGAGCACGGCCAGCGGUCCGCGUUUCCGCGGGCGCGUGUCUCGUCGCACUGAGGACGUGUCAUCUCUUCCCCACAUCAGUGACGGCUGUAAGAGGAGGCUGCUGUGUGAAAUACAUUCGGAACAGGAGUACAUGAGCUAUGAACGCCGUCCAUGCUAUAAGAUCCGCUGUGAGGAUCCUCGCUCCAUGAGCCGUUUGCUGAACUGGUUGCUGGACCACCACAGACCUGGCUACCAGCCUGGCGACCACGACCGACGGGGUUAUAUUAUAACAUGA
Messenger RNA from Danaus chrysippus (African queen), 1497 nucleotides. The record is from the annotation of a GenBank genome assembly. Lineage: Eukaryota; Metazoa; Arthropoda; Insecta; Lepidoptera; Nymphalidae.